This is a messenger RNA of Babesia sp. Xinjiang, 1596 nucleotides long. RefSeq lists its product as uncharacterized. Bases 1 to 1596 code for a protein of 531 amino acids. The record is from RefSeq and is a predicted model, not a curated record. The transcript has 13 exons. NCBI's taxonomy places the organism in Eukaryota, Apicomplexa, Aconoidasida, Piroplasmida, Babesiidae.
AUGGCCGAGUAUGAGCAGGACUUUGCGCUCGUGUACGACCCGUAUUCGCAGGACUUCGUCGGAUGCUUUGAUGAGUACAUGUUUCUCCAUUUAUUACGUUCGGGAGAUUUCAAGUGUUUGAGUAGUCGGUGUGGUGACUAUAUAAAGGCCAAUCGCAUUUCUACUUUAUGCACAGUGCCGGAAGAUUGCUCUGCGAAGGAUGCGCUACCUCUCGUGCUUAGCCAACGUUCAAGGCGUGUGUUUGUGUGGUCUACAAAAAGGGAUGGCCCUAUGGGUUGUGUGACUGCAAGGUGCUACCUUGGCUACAUAACCAAGCACCUCCGCGGUUGCCAUCGUCAUAGGAAGGUGAAUGUCGAUGAUAUUCGUUCGACUGUGGACUACGUCACGGUUUCUGAUGAUACCACGCUCCGCGAGCUUACGGGUUUUUUAUUAGAGCAAGAGGAGUUGCUACUGCACGAUUCUGAUGGGAUCACAGUAUAUAUUUUAAAUCGCAAAAUCAUUUUACAUUAUAUUUUAUCAUUGUUACACAAAAAGGAAAUAGUAAGAUUGUCCACGGUAUUAAGGUUUGUUUUGGAUUACUUUCGUUCACUCCCCAAUCCUCGGCCUCUUCUCCCCGUGGUGGGGAACAGUUCGCCGUUGAUUGAAGUUUUACCCAUUAUGUUAUCGUCUGCCGAUGGUGUGGUUUUGGGUGUUGACCGUGAGAAGGGUCGUCAACGUGUGCUGAGUGUUUGGGAUGUGUUGCAACAUAUGUUGUACCAUUUGGUGGAGGAGAGUGAUCACCGCGCCAAGUCGUCCGUAGUUCGCGGCGGUGUGACGAUUCCUGUUCUAACAAUUGCACGAGAUGAAUCUGAGAGAUCGCUAAUCCAGUUUGAGGGUUCUUCCGCUUACACUCUCGGUGUAGAUUCUCUGGGCAACCUUGCGAUAAGUGCUGGUGACCAGCCGAUGCUUAUUAUGAAUAAUGAGCAUAACAUCUCAAUUCACAUGCGGAAUCUUUCCGUACGUUCCAUUGAUUUCGGCGGUGACCUAGUAGUCGAGGGUGUGUCGCAAUUUAAGAUGAUCUGGCGUGAGGAUUUCGUUGAUUCCGGCGGCUGGAGUGGUACAGUGGACAAAGUUGAUGUUUCCAAAUGUGCUGGUAUACCGAUGCUUGGCGGUUUCAAGAAUUUCGGCAGGGGUUCGGUACAGAAGACCUUCAUUGAGCUGCCAGUCCACCGUGAAUUGCGCCUCAAAGCUACAUUCCAUUUUCUGGAUCAAUGGUCUGGUGAGAGCGGAUACAUGAAGAUCAAUCCGUCUUCUUCUGCACCACUGGAAUACAUUUGGACCGACUCUCACGUCCAGGGCAUCAGUUCAGGUAUAAACAUCUGCGGUGGUGACACCCCGGAUUCGAAGUUCGCUGUACCAAUAGAUGUGACAAUACCACACAGUGCCGAGCGUUUUACUGUGGGUAGGUGCCUUAGUGUUGUUGGCAAACAAUAUGUACAGAAUUCGGCAGUACGCUGGAAGGCGAUCCUGUUCAGAAGUCAUGGGGUAUUUCAGGGCUCGAAAUUCACGUUCGCUGAGCUAACAGCAACGAAACCCUGUGCCAGCAAGCACGUGUGA